Molecule: messenger RNA, 4221 nt
Organism: Phalacrocorax carbo (great cormorant)
Lineage: Eukaryota; Metazoa; Chordata; Aves; Suliformes; Phalacrocoracidae
Source: RefSeq, a predicted model, not a curated record
UUUUGCUAGAUAGGGGAAGGAGGGUUGUCUGCUGUCUGGUAGGAGGGCUUUGUCUGUGUGCGCCUUUCUCUCGCUCCCUCGCUCCCUCUCCCUGCCUGUCUCUCGCGCUCCCGCUCGCUCCCGCUCGCUCUCGCUCCCUCGCUCUCCCUUUCCCGUCUCUGUGGUUUGUAAGGUAGGUUGCAGUGUGUGUAUAUACACAACAUCAAGAGCAGGAAAAUGGACUCAUUAGGGAGGCAGGCAGUCAUUACCACUCACACUGUACUUCCAGGGAGACAGCGACUAUGAGGAGACAAACUGAGGACUGGGGAACAAGCAGCAUAAGAAAGAAGUGUUGAGAGCUGCUCUUAACCCUUUUGGAGUCCGAAGUCAAAAGGGAACUAGAGGGCUUGAUACAUCCUUUACAUCCUGCGUUUACUCUGACCACAGUCCCUCCCUGUUCUCACAAGCGGAGCUCAGCCCUGCUUCCCUUCCUGUUGAUUCCCAGUCAGCUACAUGACUGCCUGAAGUUACAUUGUAGAUGCUGAAAUCACUGCACCUUAAAAACAAAAAGAUUAGGCUGUGCUGCAUUCCUAAUGUUGGAAUUUUUGGACUGUGCAUCUGUUUAGGCACGUGGAGAAAGACAAGACUGAGAUCAUAUCACUCACGAUCAGUUUGUGGCCUUCCUCUGAAGGAACCUUUCCUGUCUCUUAUAUGAGGAAACUGAGGCACAGAGAUUUUUGAGUGACUUUUCUAAGUUCACACAGCAAGUCAGUGGCAGAGCCAGGAGGAGAACCUGCUAAUCCGGGGAUCCCAGUCCCAUGCUCUAACCGCUAGGAAACGCUACCCCUCUGAAUACACAGCCUCUCUCUGUUCCCUGCCCCAAUGAACGUCUGCACUAGGUCCAAGGCUUGGAGUAAUUUACCUGAAGAGUGAUACCAUUUGGAAACCACUGAAGAAACCCAAGACAGCUGAAAACCAGAAGGCGUCUGAGGAGAAUGAGAUUACUCAGACGGGUGCAUGCAGCGCCAAGCCGGGCCUUCCCUGCCUGAACCUUGAAGCUGUUCUGUCUCUGAGCCCGGCCCUCAUCCACUCACCACAUUCACCAACAAACCUGCACACACACACAGGGUCAUCUGAUUGUAACAUCAGUUGCAAGGGGAUGACAGAGCGCAUUCAUAGCAUCAACCUUCACAACUUCAGCAAUUCUGUGCUCGAGACCCUCAACGAGCAGCGCAACCGUGGCCACUUCUGUGACGUGACGGUCCGCAUCCACGGGAGCAUGCUACGCGCCCACCGUUGUGUGCUGGCGGCUGGCAGCCCCUUCUUCCAGGACAAGCUGCUGCUGGGCUACAGCGACAUCGAGAUCCCCUCAGUGGUGUCAGUCCAGUCUGUGCAAAAGCUCAUUGACUUCAUGUACAGCGGGGUGCUGCGGGUCUCACAGUCAGAGGCCCUCCAAAUCCUCACAGCUGCCAGCAUCCUGCAGAUCAAGACUGUGAUUGAUGAGUGCACAAGGAUUGUCUCACAAAAUGUGGGAGAGGUCUACCCAGUGAUUCAGGAUUCUGGCCAGGAGACACCCAGGGGAACACCCGAAUCAGGCACCUCGGGGCAGAGCACCGACACAGAGUCUGGCUACCUGCAGAGCCAUUCACAGCACAGUGUGGACAGGAUCUAUUCGGCCCUCUAUGCCUGUUCCAUGCAAAAUGGCAGUGGGGAGCGCUCCUUUUACAGUGGAGCUGUGGUCAGUCACCAUGAAACAGCCCUGGGGCUCCCCAGGGACCAUCACAUGGAAGACCCCAGCUGGAUUACUCGGAUCCAUGAACGGUCGCAACAGAUGGAGCGGUACCUCUCUACCACUCCAGAGACCACACACUGCCGCAAGCAACCACGCCCUGUCCGAAUUCAAACCCUGAUGGGCAACAUCCAUAUUAAGCAGGAGAUGGAGGAUGACUAUGACUACUAUGGCCAACAGAGGGUGCAGAUCCUUGAGCGCAAUGAGUCUGAGGAAUGCACUGAGGACACUGACCAAGCAGAAGGCACUGAGAGUGAGCCCAAAGGGGAGAGUUUUGACUCGGGAGUCAGUUCCUCCAUUGGCACUGAGCCCGAUUCCAUGGAGCAGCAGUUUAUGGCUGGUCUGGGCCGGGAUGGGCAGCAAGAACCUUCCCAAGCAGAUCAAAAUGACGUCCCUGCUGAUGGCACUCAGCCGCAGCAGCAGCAGCAGCAUGUAGAUGCCAACUCUUCCUCGCCAGAGAGAAGCAAUGACGUUGAAAUGGACAGCAAAGUGCUCACAGUCAAUAACGGCACCGAAAAGGGGGCUUUGCAGCCUUCUGUCAACACAACUGUUGCCCAACCAUUGCCAACCACACAGAUCUACUUACGCCAGACAGAAACCCUCACCAGCAAUCUGAGGAUGCCACUGACUCUGACCAGCAACACUCAGGUCAUUGGCACAGCUGGCAACACCUAUCUGCCUGCCCUUUUCACCACACAGUCUGCUGGCAGUGGCCCUAAGCCUUUUCUCUUCAGCCUGCCCCAGCCUUUAGCUGGCCAACAGACACAGUUUGUGACAGUGUCCCAGCCUGGCCUGUCAACCUUUACUGCCCAGCUGCCAGCCCCACAGCCCUUGGCCCCAUCUGCGGGCCACAGCACAGCAGGUGGGCAAGGCGAAAAAAAGCCUUACGAGUGCACUCUCUGUAACAAGACUUUCACCGCCAAACAGAACUACGUCAAGCACAUGUUUGUACAUACAGGUGAGAAACCCCACCAAUGCAGCAUCUGUUGGCGCUCCUUCUCUUUAAAGGAUUACCUAAUCAAACACAUGGUGACACACACUGGCGUGAGGGCGUACCAGUGCAGUAUCUGCAACAAGCGCUUCACCCAGAAGAGCUCCCUUAAUGUGCACAUGCGCCUCCACCGCGGAGAGAAGUCCUAUGAGUGCUACAUCUGCAAGAAGAAGUUCUCCCACAAGACCCUGCUGGAGAGGCAUGUGGCUCUGCACAGCGCCACCAACGGCACACCUGGAGCCACCGGCACCGGCGCAAGGGCUGUCCCUGCCGGGGUGGUGGCCUGCACGGAGGGGACCACGUACGUCUGCUCUGUCUGUCCAGCUAAGUUUGACCAAAUCGAGCAUUUCAACGACCACAUGAGGAUGCAUGUGUCAGACGGAUAAGUAGAAUCUCUCUCUCUCUCUUUGUUAUGAACAAAAAAAUAGAAACAACAAAAAAAGCUAUGGCACUAGAAUUUAAGAAAUGAUUUUUGUUUCAUUUUUACCUUUAUUUUCCUCCUUUUUUUGGGUUUGUUUCGUUUUGUUGUUUUUGUACUACAUGAAGAACUGUUUUUUGCCUGCUGGUACAUUACAUUUCCGGAGGCUGGGUGAAUAAUAAUUUUCCCAGCCUCCCUCGGAUGGUGGCCUUAAGGCCAGGUAGUGCUUCAUGAGCUCCACUGGUUGGAUCUCUAGCUACUGGCCUCUAAAUACAACCCUUCUUUACUACAAAAAACAAACAAAAAACCAACAAAAAAAUCAAAAAAACAGACAGAAAAAAAUAAAAAACAAAAAAAACACCCCAAUUUCUUUUUUCUCACUUGUGAAGAGCACUACAAAAAAAAAAGAAACAAAAUAUAUUACAAAUCUACAAGGCCUACUGUCGUUAUAAGUACACCGCUCGCAGUGUUUCAAUGGACAUAAUUCACAAUGCUGACCGCUUUUGGACUUCACAGUAUCCAGUUAGAACUGUGGAAUAUUUUGCUUCUGGUUGAGCAGCAACCAGAGGAAACAAGGCCCUGCUGGUUUCCACCACGUGUCUGCUUUCUCACACACACACGCAUCCACAAACACACGAAAGGGCUGAGGGGAGUGCAAGGCAGUGUGGCUUGGAUAGUGUGGAGUCCCUGCAGGGUGAGGAAAAAGAAUCAGAGGUUCCUCACCUGGAUUCUGCUCCAUCCCACGCUCUCUGGCGCACCCUCCCCGCUGCUUUUCCCGUACCACCACCACCACCUUACAGCAGAAACCAAGAAGAUUCAGACAACGAGCAACGGUGGCUUUUUUGUAAUUUAUUCAGUGUCUUCGCUGAGCCCAGGGCCUCAGCACAAUCAAGAGGGACUUUCACAGAAGGCAAAGAGAAACACAGAGGAAAAUCAAAGAUAUCAGAGGUUGCAACCUAUGGAUCUAGGUACACGAGAAGGGUUAGUUCCCACAAUCUUUGCAAAAAAAAAAAAGUUGCAUCAGGAUUUAUUCUUGUGGAAGAA